CUGCACACCUCCAGCAUGAAAAUCACUCAUCUCCUGUUACUUUUCUACCUCAACUUGAGUUCUUCCAAGUGCGUCUCAGUAUCGGAUCCACCUCCACAGGAUCUGGUGGACCAGAAGUGUUUACUGAACCAAUACACGCACCGCUCCUGUAACAAAGUCUUCUGCCAGCCAUGGCAGAAAUGCGUGGAUGGAAGCUGUGUCUGCAAACUCCCUUACCAGUGUCCAAAGAAUGGCACCCCAGUGUGCACCACUAACGGAAGGAAAUACCCCACUUACUGUCACCAGAAGAGCUUUGAAUGUCUGCAACCACAGACAAAGUUUUCAAAUAAUGGAACAUGCACAGCCGAAGGGAAAUUUAAUAUUUCCUUAAGAUAUGGAAAUACAAAAGCAGAGGGAAUUGUUCAAGUCAAACUUGUGGACCAAGAUGAGGAAAUGUUCAUAUGUAAAAAAAGCUGGAGCAUGACGGAAGCCAAUGUGGCCUGUGUUGACCUUGGAUUUCCACAGGGUGCUUUUGUCAUACGAAGAAGGUUUAAUAUACCCGGAAAUCUCCGUAUAAACACCACCAAAUGCCUGCAUGUACAUUGCCGGGGAAUAGAGACCAGUUUGGCGGAGUGCACCUUUACCAAGAGAAGAAGUAACGGUUACCAGGGCUUAGCUGAUGUAGUGUGUUACACACAGGAUGAAGGUUCUCCUACAAAUCAGUCCUUCCGGUGUGUGAAUGGGAAGCACAUUCCUCAGGAGAGAGCCUGCAAUGGAGUCAAUGAAUGUGGGGAUCAAAGUGAUGAGCUGUGUUGCAAAGAUUGCCAAGGUAACGCUUUCCUUUGCAAGUCGGGUGUUUGCAUCCCAAACGAAUAUAAGUGCAAUGGUGAAGUGGACUGCAUUACAGGAGAAGAUGAGACUGGCUGUGACGAAACCAGACAUCCUCAAAUUCGUGAAAACCUUGCACGUUCAGAUCAAGAUCAAGGAGGAGAAACUGAAGAAACAGAAAUUUUGACUGCUGAUAUGGACACAGAAAGACAACGGAUAAAGUCCUUGUUGCCUAAGCUAUCCUGUGGCGUCAAAAGAAGGACACAUAUUCUAAGGAAAAGAGUGGUUGGAGGGAAGCCAGCAGAGGUGGGAGACUAUCCAUGGCAGGUGGCAAUUAAGGAUGGAGAAAGAAUCACCUGCGGGGGAAUUUAUAUUGGUGGCUGUUGGGUUCUGACAGCUGCACACUGUGUCAGACCCAGUAGAUAUCACAAUUACCAAAUAUGGACAGCGUUAUUAGACUGGCUAAAGCCCAACUCUCAGUUGAGAGUUCAAGCAGUGAACAGAGUUAUUGUUCAUGAAAAGUAUAAUGGAACUACCUACCAGAAUGACAUAGCUUUGAUUGAAAUGAAAAAGUACUCGGGCAAGAAAGAAUGUGAGCUGUCUAAUUCUGUCCCGGCCUGUGUCCCAUGGUCUCCAUAUCUAUUCCAACCAAAAGAUAAAUGUAUCAUCUCCGGAUGGGGUCGAGAGAAAGAUAACAAAAAAGUCUACACACUUAGGUGGGGCGAAGUUAACCUGAUAGGCAACUGCUCUCAGUUUUACCCAAAUCGCUACUAUGAAAAAGAAAUGCAAUGCGCAGGUACUGAUGAUGGGUCCAUCGACGCCUGCAAAGGAGACUCUGGAGGUCCCUUGGUCUGCAAGGAUGUCAACAAUGUGACUUAUGUUUGGGGCAUUGUGAGUUGGGGUGAAAACUGUGGAAAACCGGAAUUCCCAGGCGUUUACACCAGAGUUGCUAAUUAUUUUGACUGGAUUAGCUAUCACGUGGGACGGCCUCUCAUUUCUCAACACAAUGUCUGAAGCUAUGACCCCCUUCUUCCUACAGUUAUUAAUCUAGGAGUCAUGCUUUAAUUAAAGUGAAACUGUGUGAUGAGUUCUCAGAGCUGGCAAGAAGCAAGUCUUACUGGCCAGUUCUAUAGGUUUCUUCAAAGUACAUGCCAUUUUAGGAUGCUGCUGUAUAAUUCCCAAAUAAAUAUUCUGCUUAAGCAUA
Phodopus roborovskii (desert hamster) is the source of this 2011-nucleotide messenger RNA. RefSeq names its product complement factor I (gene Cfi). The transcript is spliced from 14 exons. The record is from RefSeq and is a predicted model, not a curated record. Gene Ontology annotation, molecular function: serine-type endopeptidase activity; protein binding. The coding region runs from base 16 to 1821 and encodes 601 amino acids. Gene Ontology annotation, cellular component: membrane. Gene Ontology annotation, biological process: proteolysis. NCBI's taxonomy places the organism in Eukaryota, Metazoa, Chordata, Mammalia, Rodentia, Cricetidae.